AGGUGGGCAGCAGUAGCUGGCGGAAGCCGCCGCUGCCUUCCGCCCCCACACACGCACACCACACCACACACACCAGCGCCCCUGGCGGCGGCGGCGGGGGCGAGGGGGCUGGGGCAGCCGUUAACAAAGUGGUAUACGAUGACCUCAAGAGCGAGGAGGAGGAGGACGGCGACGCUGAGGAGACCCAGGAGUCUGAGGACAACUAGGAGGAUGAGAUGGAGGAGGACGACGAUGACUUCGAUUACCCUUACCCGGAGGAGCUGGAAGACGACGAGGAGGACUCCAGUUACUGCAGGGAAAGCAACUUCAGGAGCCAUAGUACCUACAGCAGCACUUCAGGCUGGAAUGCAGUGUUGCGAUCUCGCCUCACUGCAGCCUCUGACUCCCAGGUUCAAGCGAUUCUCCUGCUUCAGCCUCCUGAGUAGCUGGGAUUACAGGAACCUGAAGAAAGAUCUAGCUCAGCAUUGGAGCAUUGCUGAUAUUGUUGGAAUUCCACAGCAAUUAUCCAAACUUCAGCGUUAGAAACAGACUUUGCAGGAUGAAUAUUCGAGUAUGGAUACACAGUAUCCUGGCAGCCUGCCUCCAGAACUCCGGGUGAACUCAGAUGAGCCUCCAGGGUCCCCUGAGUAAGUUGGACUUUCUCAAUUCCAUCUAGAGCCUGAAACUCAAAAUCCAGAGACCCUUGAAGAUAUCCAGUCCUCUUCACUCCAGGAAGAAGCCCCAGAGCAGCUUCCACAGCUCCUUCCCCAGCAGGCGGCCCCAGCUCUGCCUCCAGAGUCCUCUAUGGAGAUUCUAGCUCAAACUCUACCAAAUCAUGAGGUGACAGUUCAACCUCCAGGUGAGGAUCAAGCUCAUUAUAACUUGCCCAACAUUACAGUUAAACCUGCAGAUGUGGAGGUUACCAUAACUUCGGAGCCUACCAAUGAGAAAGAAUCUUCCCAAGCCCAGCAGGAGGCUCCAGUUCAGUUUCCAGAGGAGGUGGAACCUUCUGCAACCCAACAGUAGGCCCCAACUGAGCCUCCAUGUCAUCCUACGGAGCGUGAACUUUCCAUUAGUGAGCAAGAGCAGCCAGCUCAGCCUUCUGAGUCUUCUGGGGAGGUUGAAUCUUCUCAGACUCGGCAGGAGACCCCAGCUCAGCCUCCAGAAGAGAUGGAACCUCCUGCAAACCAAGAGGAGGCCCCAACUGAGCCUCCAGGUCCUCCUGUAGAGCCUGAACUUUCCCCCAGUGAGCAGGAGCAGCCAGCUCAGCCUUCUGGGGAGGUUGAAUCUUCUCCAGCCCAGCAGGAGACCCCAGCUCAGCCUCCAGAACAUCAUGAAGUCACCGUUUCACCUCCAGGUCAUCAUCAAACUCAGCAUUCAGAUUUGCCCAAUGUCUCUGUUAAGCCUCCAGACAUGCAGCUCACCAUAGCAACAGAGCCUAGUGCAGAGGUGGGAACUUCUCCAGUCCACCAGGAGGCUACAGCUCAGCUCUCAGGACCAGGUAAUGAUGUAGAACCUCCCACUAUCCAGCACGGGGGCCCACCUCUUCCUCCAGAGUCACCGGAAGAUGCUGGACCUUUAGCAAUUCAACAGGAGACUUCAGUUUAAUCUCCGGAACCUAUUAAUAACGAGAACCCCUCUCCAACCCAGCAGGAAGCUGCAGCUGAGCAUCCACAGACUGCUGAGAAGGGUAAGUCUUCUCUAACCCAGCAGGAGGCCCCAGCUGAGACUCCAGAGCUCCCUAAUGUAGUUGUAGCUCAAUCUCCAGAACAUUCAAACCUGACUCAAGCCACAGUUCAACCUUUGGACCUGGGGCUUACCAUCACUCCAGAAUCCACAACAGAAGUUGAACUUUCUCCAACCAUGCAGGAGACCCCAACUCAUCCUCCUAAGAAAGUUGUAACCCAACUUCCAGUAUAUCAAGAGGUUACAAUUCCAACACCAGGUCAGGAUCAGGCUCAGCAUCCAAUGUCACCCAGCAUUACAGUUCAACCUUUGGACCUGGGACUUACCAUCACUCCAGAACCCACUACGGAGGUUGGACAUUCUACACCCCUGAAGAAGAAUGUAGUUCCUCCAAAGCACCCUAAGGUGACACUUCCACAUCCAGACCAGGUCCAGACUCAGCAUUCAAACCUGACUCAAGCCACAGUUCAACCUUUGGAUUUGGGGCUUACCACCACUCCAGAAUCCACAACAGAGAUUGAACCUUCUGCAGCCCUGACGACUACAGCUCCUCCUCCAGAACACCCUGAGGUGACACUUCCACUUUCAGACAAGGGUUGGGCUCAGCAUUCAAACCUGACUCAAGUCACACUUCCACCUCUGGACCUGGAGCUUACCAUAACUACAGAACCUACUACAGAGGUUAAACCAUCUCCAACUACGGAGGAGACCUCAACUCAGCCUCCAGACCUGGGGCUUGCCAUAACUCCAGAGCCCACUACAGAGACUGGACAUUCUACAGCCCUGGAGAAGACUACAGCUCCUCGUCCAGACCAGGUUCAGACUCUGCAUCGAAAACUGACUGAAGUCACAGGUCCACCUACUGAACUAGAACCUACUCAGGAUUCACUGGUGCAGUCUGAAAGUUACGCCCAAAAUAAGGCUUUAACUGCACCAGAGGAACAGUAGGCCUCCACAAGCACCAACAUAUGUGAGCUCUGUACCUGUGGAGGUGAGACGCUGUCGUGUAUUGAUCUCAGCCCAAAACAGAGGCUCUGCCAAGUGCCUGUGCCAGAGCCCAACACCUACCAUGGCACCUUCACCAUCUUAAAUUUCCAAGGAAACUAUAUUUCUUACAUUGAUGGAAAUGUAUGGAAAGCAUACAGUUGGACCGGGAAACUAAUUCUCAAUGAAAAUUAUUUGACUGAAUUACAUAACGAUUCAUUUGAAGGCCUGCUAUCCCUCCAGUAUUUAGAUUUAUCCUGCAAUAAAAUACAAUCUAUCGAAAGACAUACAUUUGAACCACUACCAUUUUUGCAGUUUAUAAAUCUUGGUUGCAAUUUACUCACAGAACUGAGCUUUGGAACAUUUCAGGCCUGGCAUGGAAUGCAGUUUUUACACAAGUUAAUUCUCAAUCGCAAUCCUCUGACAACUGUUGAAGAUCCAUAUCUCUUUAAAUUGUCAGCAUUUAAAUAUCUAGACAUGGGAACAAUGCAAGUCCCACUUACAACAAUUGAGAACAUUCUCGUGAUGACUGUUGAACUGGAGAAACUGAUCUUACCUAGCCAUAUGACCUGCUGCCUCUGCCAAUUUAAAAAUAGCAUUGAGGCUGUCUGCAAGACAGUCAAGCUGCAUUGCAGCAGUGCAUGUCUGACAAACACCAUACAGUCUGAAGAAACAUCUGUAGAGAAUCCAGGAGUGUUCAUGAAGGUGUUACAAGCCCAGAAGAAGCACACGAGCACUAAGCUGACUAUUGAGCCAGAGGCAGCCUCAGACAGCAAUGGCAUCAAUUUGUCAGGCUUUGGGAGUGGGCAGCUAGACACCAAUGAUGAGAGGGAUGUUAUCAGUGCACUAAGUUACAUCUUGCCUUAUUUCUCAGCGGUAAAUCUAGAUGUGAAAUCAAUGUCGUUACCGUUCAUUAAUCUGCUUUCUUCAAAUGUGCAAGAUGGAGAUAGGCUCCUGGGUAUUUUGAAUAACAAUACAAAGAGCCCCUCUCUUCAACCUGCAUCCAACAACUCAACUUAUGAAAAUAAAUUGAGAAAGCUGUAUUUGCUGGAAAAUAUGUUAGAUGCAGAAAUACAAGAAAAAAUUGAUGAAGUUAAAAGGGAAGAAAAAACUGCCAUGCUUAUGCAGUCCAGCCUUCUAGGUAACAAAUUUAAAUGCCAAAUAUUUGAAAAGAAAUUAGAAACUAUCUAACCACAGGAAAGCAGCCUGGCAAAGAUUCAAAGUGUAGGCAAAAACCUGCAGAGAGUGAACAGAGUCCUCAUGGGCCCAAGGAGCAUCUUAAAAAGGCACUUCAAAGGUGGAAAGCAGAGGAUCAGGAGGGAACGGGGUGCCCAGGCAUUUGCAGAGAACGCUGCCAAAGAAAAAAGGCUCGGGAGUCCAGCCCCAAGGGAGCUGAGACAGCCUCACAUAGAGCAGGGGCCUGACAAGUUAGUGGGAAACACCAUCUACACCAAGCCUUCGUUCAUCCAAGAGCAUAAGGCCGCAGUCUCCUCUGUGCUGAAACCCUUCUCCAUGGGUGUGCCUUCUGCCUCCACCCCUGCAAAAGCCCUACCUCAGGUCAGAGACAGAGCAAAAGACUUAACCUACACCAUUUUCAUUUUAGAAAAUGCAAAGGCUAGAGUUAAAAAUAUGAAGGCUGCUAAACCAAUCAUACAUUCCAGAAAAAAAUACCGCUUUCAUAAAACUUGCUCCCGCGUGGCCCACAGAACACUCAAGGCCAAAAAGAGUCCAAAGUUCAGAAAGAAAAGUUACCUCAACAGACUGAUGCUCGCAAAGAGGCCUCCAUUCUCUGCAGUGAAGAGCCUCAUAAAUUCCCUUUCCCAAAGGGCUUUUUCAUCUUUAGGAGACUCGAGUCCUCAGGAAAAUCCUUUUCCAGAAGUAUUUGCUCCUUCAGAACGUUUUAUAGAAAACACUAAUGUAAAAAACACAACUGCAAGAAAUGCCUUUGAAGAAAACAUUUUUAUGGAAAACACUACUAGGCCAUAAGGCACCAUCUCUGAAAACACAACCCACAAUCAUCCUCCUGAGGCAGAUUCCGCUGGGACUGCAUUCAACUUAGGGCCAACUAUUAAGCAAACUGAGACAAAAUGGGAAUACAACAACGUGGGCACUGACCUGUCCCCCGAGCCCAAAAGCUUCAAUUACCCAUUGUUCUCGUCCCCAGGUGAUCAGUUUGAAAUUCAGCUAACCCAACAGCCACGUUCCCUCAUCCCCAACAACAAUGUGAGAAGUCUCAUUUCUCAUGUUAUCCGGACCUUGAAGAUGGACUGCUCUGAGACCCAUGUGCAAUUGACCUGUGCCAAGCUCAUCUCCAGGACAGGCCUCCUGAUGAAGCUUCUCAGUGAGCAGCAAGAAGUAAAGGUGUCCAAGGCAGAAUGGGAUACGGACCAGUGGAAAACUGAGAACUAUAUCAAUGAGAGCACAGAAGCCCAGAAUGAACAGAAAGAGCAGAAGUCGAGUGAGCUCACAAAAGAAGUUCCAGGAUAUGGCUAUAACAACAAACUCAUCUUGGCAAUAUUUGUGACCGAAAUACUAACGACUAUGAUUAUAAUUUUUUGCCUCAUUGAGAUUUAUUCUCACCGAUGGUCAUCACAAGAAGAUGGAGAAGGAUUCUCAAGGGGCAUUUUCAGAUUUCUGCCACAGAGGAGAUGCUCUUCACGAAGUGAGACUCAGGAUGAAUCUUUCUCAUUCAGACAGCCACUCUGGCUUAAAGAUAUGUACAAACCUCUCAGUGCCACAAGAGUAAAUAACCAGGCAUGGAAGCUGCACAAGAAGUCAUCUAAUGAGGAUGAGAUCCCAUCUGAUGAGGACAGCGAAACCCCAACAGAGAAGGGGGAGGAGAGUGAAGCCCUGCCACCGGAGGAGAACACAGAGUGACCCCAGCCCACCUCAGGCGUCCUGCAAAAAUACUUAGCGUAAACAACAAGGGCCAUCAGAAAGAAAAGCAGGACUGAAGCCAGCGGCCCACGCAUCCACAGAGGCAGCCAGCGGAGGAAGCACAGGGCCAU
This is a messenger RNA of Pan troglodytes (chimpanzee), 5657 nucleotides long. RefSeq names its product leucine-rich repeat-containing protein 37A-like. NCBI's taxonomy places the organism in Eukaryota, Metazoa, Chordata, Mammalia, Primates, Hominidae. Gene Ontology annotation, molecular function: protein binding. The record is from RefSeq and is a predicted model, not a curated record.